ACUGGAAAAUACAUUUUCACUCAUCUUGUACAGCAUCGAGAGCUGAUGUAUAACAGUUGAACAGUAUGAUUAAAGUCAUCCUACCACUGAACCGUCAUGAGCAAGUUGCCAGCUGUUUGGUAUUUUUAAUGAAGGAAAUAAAAAGGGAAAAUUCGUACUAAAUUUCCUAAAUAAAUUUCAUUAUGGAAGAAAAGGGACUGAUCGCUGGAAUAUUGCAUUACCAACACUGUUUAGAUAAAUACGCCCGCAGAAAUGACGAGGCCAGGGUAUUGUACUGUCUUUCCAAAUUAUAUAAAAUGCCAAUAUGUAUAGAACAUUUAGAGAAAACAGGUGUGGGGCGCACGGUUAAUUCCUUGCGAAAGCUUAAUGGGGACAUAGGGGAAGCCGCUAAAACUCUGGUAGGUAAAUGGAAAGAAAUGGUUGCAGCAAUUAGUGACGAGAAAGAGACAAACAGUGUGCCAAAAAUAGAGCCUGCUAAAAAGCAAGAAACUGAUAAAGAAAAAUGCAAAUCUGAAAAAGAACAUAAUUCUAGUCAUAGAGGAAGUGAUAAAAGAUCAAGUUUUUUAACAGAAACAAAGAGCCAUUCUAGAAAAACGCAAGAGGAAUCUAGUUCUUAUAAUGAAGAUACAAAAAUUAAGCGAGAUAAUGGGAAGAGCCAUUAUUCUCAAUCUAGUUCCGUUAGUGACGAUGAGAAUACCUCGAAGAAAAGUGUAAACGAGUAUAAAAAUAAAAAAGAAUAUUCUAAACAUAAGUCGAAACGGAAACGUGAUAGUAGUGAAGAGUCACAGAAUGAAAGUGAUUCAGAAAAACAUAGAUCCAAGUUUCAUAAAAGUAGGGCAGAUGAAACUUUAACGAAAAACAAAAAGUUGGAUAAUAAACAACACGAUGAAAGCUCCGACGAAGAGACAUCACACAGCAAACAGACUGUACGUAAAAAAGUGGACGAUAAACCUAGCAAAUCUAGCAGUAAUCGUGACAAAGAUGUUGAUCGUAAAUCACAAGGAGGUAGUUCGUCAAAACAUCGAAAAACCAAUUCUAAGCGGUACACUAGUGAAAGCGAAGAAGAGGAAGUGGUAAAGUCGAAACAUAAAUCGCAUAGCAGUAGGGACAAGAGUAGUUCAUCCAAACACAAAAAAUCUAGCCGCGAUGAUGAAAAGGAGGAGAACAGGAAAUCGAAGCAUAAGCAAUCUAAGAAAGAUGAGAAGUCUUCCUCCAAAUGUAGGCCUAAGCAGCUGAGUGACAGUGAAGAGGAUACAAACAGAAAUGGUUUUGAUAGCGACGAGUCCGAUAAUGACGUAAAAGUUGAAAGAAAAAAGAUUCGAACCGAUGAGAAGAAAGACAAAGUAAAAGAUGAGCCGAAACUCAAAAAAUCAAAAGGUAGUUCCGAUAAAAGUGAUAAAAGACAUAGUAGUAGUAGUAGUAGUAAGUCUGAAAAAAAGAGUUCGCGUAAAUCAAACAUAGAAAUUGGUGAAAACGGUAUCUGUUCCGGAUCGGGCGCCAGCUUCGCGGAGGCUUUGGGCAUGUGCGUCUCCUCGAGUAAGGCGAGUAAGAAAAAAGUUGCAGUCGUACGUCCUUACUCUCCUGAUAACGCACCAUCUAAUGUUCCCGAGUUGCUGACGCCCACGAAGAAGUUAACACCGCUUGACGUUACCGUCGAUAAUUUACUUCCGGAAAUUACGCCGAAUUAUCGACCGAUGGGUUUACCGUACAGUACCGGUUCAAAAAAGGUUAUAAAUGACGAUGAAGUGCUUGGUGCCCUCAUGUAUUCUAAGAUUUCUCGAACAAAAGUGUACUCUGGAAAUAAGGUAGCGUGGGGUGCAGUUCCUAGUUUGUUUGAUAUUUGCACUCGAGUACUCCAAGAUAAUAUUGAUGCACUGGAAUACACGGGUGGUGUCCCAUAUCUUAUUCUCAAGCCUGUUAUUGAAAGAGCAAAUCCGGAUCAGUUAUUCAUGUUAGAACACCAUAACCCUUAUUUAAUCGAGGAUACCGACGAACUAUGGCAAUUACACUGCAAUAAGGAGUUUCGUUCGAAAAAACGCGAAGAACUAGAGACAUGGCGUGAUAUGUACAUGCGCUGCUUGGACGAACGCGAAGCAAAACUUCAAGCUCUUACGGCAAAUAUAAAACAAUCGCAGGACAAAUCGUUACCGGUCAGACAAACAAAACUCGCUUACGUGGAUAGUGUCGUAAAGCCGCCACGGAAUAUUUUACGCAAGCAGGCGAAGCACGGUACCGGAAGUUUAGAGAAGAGACCGGCCAUUACGCCGUCUGCUCGAUUAUCACAAAUUGCUGUGUCUGGUGCCGCUGGUCAAGUGGCUGUUCCUAAUCCGGGCCCUCGUGCUGCCUCAAGUGCUCCUUACUCGACAGCGAUAGUGAAGCCUAAGAAAGCGCCACUUAUGCAAAAAACCCUAGCUUUAAUGAAAAGUCGUAUCUUUCGAAGAUAGCUAGUAUUUUAUUUAUGUCUAAAUUAAGUGUUUUUAGUGGAUGACUAGCAUGAGCUCAUUCAUUUGUUACCAUUAAAUAAUGUUGUUUUCAGUGAUUAUUUUAUUUUGUGGCGAUUUAUUUAUUUUCAAAUGUUAACGUAUUUUAUUACUUUACAUUUCCAUGUUUGUUAUAUUGCAAUUUCACAUCACAAAGUCUUGUCUUUAUCGUUUUUAACAUUUCAGGUCCUUUAUAUCCGUAUUGUUCUCUUUUAAUUGUUCUAACUACAUCCUCAUUUCAUUCUUAUGAAAUCGCACAUGUUUUACCAACAUAAGGAAUUCAAUAAUUACAAAAAAAACUGUAGAAGUUUGAAUCUCAAUAAGCCGGUAUUAAUAAAGCCAUGUUGUCAGCUGACAAUAUUGUUAAAGCAUGUGAUUGGAUGUUUUUGCAAAGAAUCGUCCAAUCACAUGCCUUGACAACAACAUAGUCAAGUAUGGCUUUAUAAUACCGGAAUACGGAAACGCCACAGAAAAAUCCUAAUGAAAUUUGGUAAAGACGUGUUUAGUUAAACAUUAAGUUAAGUAUAGCCAUUAAAUGUUUAUGUGGCGCUUAUAUUACACUCGAUGUAGUUAGUCUUUGCACUGUUUCAGUGAAAUUAAGAACAAGUAUACACAUUUUUCCAAUGUUUUUACUAAGCUAAAAUGUAACUUUACAGAAGUUGGGAUAUGCGGUUCAUUAAUCUUAAUAUUUUAUUGUAGUUUAUUUUUUAAAAGUCUGAGAAGAGGUGUGAGUUAGUAACUGAUAUUGUUCAUACAAAUACUAUUGUAAAUAUCUUUGUAGUAGAUGUAGGUGAUGAAUAUACCAAGAUUUUAAUUAGA
Molecule: messenger RNA, 3299 nt
Organism: Photinus pyralis (common eastern firefly)
Lineage: Eukaryota; Metazoa; Arthropoda; Insecta; Coleoptera; Lampyridae
Product: transcription elongation factor B polypeptide 3-like
Exons: 8
Coding region: 183-2444 (753 amino acids)
Biological process (GO): transcription elongation by RNA polymerase II
Cellular component (GO): elongin complex; nucleus
Source: RefSeq, a predicted model, not a curated record